Xenia sp. Carnegie-2017 is the source of this 2597-nucleotide messenger RNA. RefSeq lists its product as uncharacterized. The coding region runs from base 339 to 920 and encodes 193 amino acids. Gene Ontology annotation, biological process: potassium ion transport; detection of calcium ion. Gene Ontology annotation, cellular component: membrane; voltage-gated potassium channel complex. NCBI's taxonomy places the organism in Eukaryota, Metazoa, Cnidaria, Anthozoa, Malacalcyonacea, Xeniidae. The transcript is spliced from 7 exons. The record is from RefSeq and is a predicted model, not a curated record. Gene Ontology annotation, molecular function: potassium channel regulator activity; calcium-activated potassium channel activity.
CUAUAAUUUUCCAAACAUAGCAACUAAUGUUUAAAUGUCUUUACAAAUGUAGAUGAAGAUAUCGCUGGCACUUGGUGUCCUCCGUGUUCACUCGUCUUCCCCUACAUCGUCCAGUUUUAAAUCAAUAUAUGCAUAUUACAUGCACUGUUUAAAAUUUAUACGACAGUGCUUUUAUAAGUACUUUAUGAUACUGACAAACUUGUGCUUUGUUCUCAGCUUAGAAAAGCAGACACGAUGACCAGGCAAUAAAAUCUCGCCUUCUUAAUUGCACCACUUUAAACUACACAGUGUCCUAAAAGUUCAAAGUUGCUCCCAAUUUUAAGAAGAGAAAGAUAAAAAUGCCAGUUUUUCCAGGCAUAAAGUCAUUCUUGACAACGGACCGUUCCAGUAUAACCAAACAAGAAACAGCAAGAAUACGACGAAUACGUUUGAAUAAAAGUGAACUUCUGAGAGAGAAUCUUGCAGAUAGACUGAAAUGUCCGUUAUUUUUUUGUAUACCAUGUUUACUGGCCGUUACUUUCGCGUCUGUGGCAAUUCUGAUGUACGUUACACUUCCUUAUAUACAAGGUUUAAGCUACAAAGCGACAGAAUGUCGAGUCGAAAAAGUCGAGAUCUUCGAAAAAGGAAGUUGCAGCAUUUCAACCGAACACUUUAGUCCAUGCUACAGAAUUCUGGUGAAAUACAACACGACAAGUGGGUACAGUCGCUCUGUUUUGAUGGAAAACGAACAAACUUUAUACCAUUGUGAAAAGUGCUCUUAUACGUUUGGAAAAGGGAGCAUGUUUCAAAAAUCUGCCGUAUGCAAAAAUCCCACGAAGUGUCUGACAUCUUUCGAUAACCAUUUUGGAAAGAUUGACCAAAAAUUUUCAUGUUUUUACAAUACAAAGAGCUUGCAAGAUGUUUUCAAAGAGUUCAAGUAAAUUGAACGAGUCUAUUGAAUCCCGCGGACAACAUACACCAACAAAAAGACAACGUCAAACUCACCCAAAUGAUAUCCCAUCAUGCACCACGGAAAGCUCCGACUCACAUUCCUCCCCAGACUCCUCAUCAACGAUAUACCGAGUUCGAAACAAACAGCUUCCUUGCACCAAACAUCACAUGCUGAACACACGUGACAUGGAAGAUGUCAUUAUGGAACAGAAACCCGUAUCGCCAACAUACCAUUCGACACGUCAGCAUGGCGUGCACGACCACUACGUACAGGUGAAUGUGAACAGCUGCUGUAAAAGAUGCACAUACGCAUGUCACACUUUAUAUAGUAACCAUUUUGAGUUGAGUCGUGAUAAGGAGAGAUUCAGACCAGUUCAGGUGAACCAAUUUAACCAUCACGACUACCUUCAAAGAUCACGAAGAGCAUUCAGAUACUUACCAGAGUCGGCAGUUUAGGACAACGUAGGGCUGUUUUUACGGAAAAUCACUGAUCUCCGUCAAAACUUUUUUUUCGCGAAAAAAACUUCUUGUAUUUGUAAAUAACCUUUUCAUUGUCAUGUUGAAAUUGCAGUCUUUGCUCGAUUCCUUUCAAAUUCGUAUACAUGGUAGUUCAUACUUGUGUAUAAUGACGUAGCUAGCCAACAAGUUUGCUCAGGCUAUGUAAAUACUUCGGUGUUCAGUAACUGCAAAAACGUAAUUGAAAAAUUCACAAAGCAUGGACAUAUGACUUGGCACAGAAAAGUUUCUGUGACAAGUUAUUGAACAAAAUUCCUUAUCCAAAAAAGUUAUCAUCGUUGUUUUUAAGCAGGAAUGAUUGCAUUCUUUCAAAUACUUACGUAAUUAGCUUCUGAAAUGUUUACGUAAUCAGCUACUGAAAUGUUUACGUAAUUAGCUACUGAAAUGUUGAUGUAAUUAGCUACUGAAAUGUUUACGUAAUUAGCUACUGAAAUGCUGACGUGAUCAGCGACUGAACAAAGUUCCUCGGCAAAUCAGCAAUUGACUAUGAAAGCAAUACGACGCACUUGAAUUUUCUUCAUAAAGUGUUGCUCCACCUUUGAGAUGAACCAGGUUCGCGAAAUAUGAAACGUACGUCACAAUGCUCAACGCAUCGCACAUCGGAUUACACAUGUCAGGUGCAUCGGGGAUCUGAAGGAUUAAAAUGGUACAUUACUUGAGCCCAAAAGUCGCAGACGUCAUAUCUGCCAUGUAGAUAAUGAUCUUCCCAGGAGAGUCUGCAUAUAGGUGAAUGUAUAUACGGCAACGCCAUGAAAUAAACAAGAAUACCUUAAGAACUCCUACCCUUAGUUCCUCAAUCGAUUGAAAUAUUUGUUGAAGCAGAUAAAUAUCUUUCAGCGAAUGCAUUUGCUUAACAUUGAUCACACAAAGUGCCCUAAAUCUGUAGAAGAUGACACUUUGUGUUGUCUAGUAGAUUUAUUGAAACUUUUCAGAGUAGAAAAUCAUUUUUAAAUGGCUUUCACUUGAAUAGCUAUGACUUUAUCAAUAUUUAUAAGUUGUCACUCGUACUUAGAUCAGCUGUAAGAUUUUACCGCAUAUCUGAUCAGUUCAAUCACUUGAAUCGUUUUGGAGAUAAAUAUUCCAUAAAAAUUAUUUACAUUACAGAAAUGAUCACGCAAAUGUAAAUUGCACGAGAGUGCGAAAAAUAUAAA